Messenger RNA from Malania oleifera, 1140 nucleotides. RefSeq names its product transcription factor MYB35. The transcript has 3 exons. Lineage: Eukaryota; Viridiplantae; Streptophyta; Magnoliopsida; Santalales; Ximeniaceae. The coding region runs from base 1 to 1140 and encodes 379 amino acids. The record is from RefSeq and is a predicted model, not a curated record.
AUGGUGAGACCUCCAUGUUGUGAUAAAUCAAAUGUAAAGAGGGGACUCUGGACAGCUGAGGAAGAUGCAAAGAUCCUAGCAUACAUUGCCAACCAUGGAAUUGGCAACUGGACACUUGUUCCCAAGAAAGCUGGACUCAACAGAUGUGGAAAGAGCUGUAGGCUCAGGUGGACAAACUAUCUGAGACCUGACCUCAAUCACAACAGCUUCACAGCCCAAGAAGAAGAGCUCAUUGUUCACCUUCAUCGCGCUAUCGGUAGCAGGUGGUCUCUAAUUGCAAGAGAGCUACCUGGGAGAACGGAUAAUGAUGUCAAAAACUACUGGAACACUAAGCUGAGGAAGAAGCUUUUCAAGAUGGGAAUAGAUCCUGUAACCCAUAAGCCCAUUUCCCAAAUACUUUCAGACUACGGAAACAUCAGUGGCCUCAACUCUAACCUUCAAAACCGAAUUGGUUCCCUCAAUAAGAACUUCAACAACCCAUUGAUCUCAAAAUCAGAACCUUCCCCAGUUAUAACAGGGCCUGGUUCAAGUGCCACCAUGGUCAUGAAGCCAAUGUUGAUCACAGAGCAGCUCCAAGUUGAUCCCUUCUCCCCCAAUCCUUCAUGGGACCUCUUGGCUCAUAAUUCCCAAGUUGAUGCAAUCCAAGCAAGUUUCUUCAAUGACUUAUCCCCUUCUUCCUCUUCCUCCUCAUCAUCUUCUUCUUCCAUUGUCACGCAAUUAAGCUCGUCACAACCAUUAUCUACUAGUGAGCCACCUCUAGUUCUAGCCACUCCCUCUUCUCCCUCCAGUUGGUGUGAAUUUCUUCUGGGAGACCCCUUUCUUUCUGCCGAGCCAGAGCAACAAAACGAAUGCAACUUCCACGGGGUUUUUCCAUCAAGCAGCCCUUCAGUUCUAGUGCAAAAUGAGGUACCCAAUACCAAUUUUACUAGUGAUGGAAACAUGGUUAAAUUCCGCGGAAUGGGACAUAAGGGUUCUGGAGCAUCUGAUAAGAUUGAAACAACCUUACGAGGUGAAACAAACAAUGAUUUCGAGACUUCUUCAUCUUUGGAGAGCUCAUUUGUGGAGGCCAUCUUGGAUCGACACAGCAAAAUGCAGAUGGAAUUUCCCGAAGUACUCAUGGAUGAAUCUUUUCAUUUCUGA